Molecule: messenger RNA, 1873 nt
Organism: Pundamilia nyererei
Lineage: Eukaryota; Metazoa; Chordata; Actinopteri; Cichliformes; Cichlidae
Product: monocarboxylate transporter 12-B-like
Exons: 6
Coding region: 9-1523 (504 amino acids)
Biological process (GO): creatine transmembrane transport
Molecular function (GO): transmembrane transporter activity
Source: RefSeq, a predicted model, not a curated record
GUGUCUCCAUGUUCUUUGUUGAGUUUCAAAUGCACUUUGAGAAGGAUUACUCCAACACGGCCUGGAUCCACAGCCUGAUAGACUCCACCACUAUGCUUUGUGGUCUUGGCUUUGCUCUCAGCUACACACCAGCCAUAGCGAUGGUUGGGAAGUACUUCAGUGAGAGGAAAGCUCUGGCUUAUGGCAUUGCUCUGUCUGGCAGUGGCAUUGGGACCUUCCUCCUGGCUCCUGCAGUGCAGCUCCUUAUAGAGUAUUAUUCCUGGAGAGGAGCGCUGCUCAUUCUUGGAGCAUUUGUGUCCAACUUGUGUGUCUGUGGUGCCCUGAUGAGGCCGCUGGAACCAAGAGGAAGUCAAAGGAAAUGGGAGAGCAAGCUGACAAAAUUUGGGAAAAACUGCAUGAAGACAGUGCUGGAUUUUAAAGUCCCUGAACAAAUAUCUGCUGAUUGUAUCCAAGUGGACCACAAGCAGCUGGAUGUAAAGAACUUAAAGGGUCCUCAGGGGCUCCUCAUACCAAACAGAACAUUGAAAAACUUUGGACUUGAAAAGGGCAAACUAGGUAACAUAGCAUUUCUUCCAACCCUGGAGCCAUCUGAUCGGAAGUUAAUAGAUCUGAAGAUAGGGAAAUGCUUUUUAUUUAGCAACUCACUAACAGACACAAUGCUAGGCAACAUUGAAUUCUCAGAUCUUAAGCUACCCAACACGACCGAGGACUUGAUAUUGGUGGAAAGCAUUAGCUUGAGCAAAAACUUGGCAGACAUGGAUGGAAAGAUAGAAGACUCAAAAUUUAAUGAAGCCAGACAAAAUGACAAUAAUCCUUUAGUAAACCCUUCAUCCAGAGGUCAGUGCUUUUGUUUCGAGUCCAGGGAGGAGUUUGGCUUCCUUUUGAUACCCAGCUUCCUGAUUUUGUCCAUGUCAUUCCUGUUUAUGGCGUAUGGUUGCAGCCCUCCAAUAGUUUACCUGGUUCCUUAUGCCCUCAGUUUGGGGGUGCAGCCUCAGCAUGCUGCUUUACUCAUGUCUGUAUUUGGAGUCUGUGGAAUUGUUGGCAAUAUCACAUUUGGAUGGAUCACAGAUAGGGGGUGUGUUAGGAGGUUUCGCAUGCUGAGCUACACGGUGGCGAUGGCCAUGGAAGGCCUCUGCUGUAUGUUCAUGCCUUUCCUUAGCUCCUUCUCCCUUCUCGUGCCUUUUUCCAUACUCUAUGGGUACUUUGAUGGUGCAUAUGUAGCACUAAUACCAGUGGUGACUUCUGACACUGUGGGCUCCACCUAUCUCACCUCAGCUUUGGGUGUGGUUUACUUCCUUCAUGCCAUACCCUACCUGCUCAGCCCUCCCAUUGGAGGUUGGUUAGUUGAUCGGACGGGAAACUAUGCAGCAACUUUCUUCCUCAGUGGGGCUUCCUUUAUCUUCAGCUCUGCAGUCCUAGCAGCAGCCAUGUUAGUCAGACACUGCCAGAGGUCCAAGUUGAACUCAGCUGCACAUUUAAACCCCAGUCACACGGCCGCUGCAGCUCUGCAGAGCAUCCUAUGACAUGUCAACCUUGCUUCUUAUUCACUGUCUGCACAGGUGCCGCUGGUCUGUGGAUGUACUAAGAUAAUAAUAAUGAGUGACUGGGCUAAAGAUCAAGAAGCAAGUGGCCAGGAAGGAAAAAACAUAGAGUUUUAGUUAUUUCACAGUGACAUUUUCCUGUUUGUUUGUUUUUUUGUUUGUUGUUGUUUUGUUUUUUUAAUGACUGGAUAAAUAUUUUCUAUAGUAAUUAACAGUAUAGUCUACUAACUGUCUGAAGUAAUUUUGCUUUUUAAAAGAUGAUACUUGAGAAGUGCCUUCCAACAUAAUUUAAAAAUGAAAGUUCCUCAUGUCUCUUUAUUUCUGUUUUUAUA